Messenger RNA from Danaus chrysippus (African queen), 309 nucleotides. The record is from the annotation of a GenBank genome assembly. NCBI's taxonomy places the organism in Eukaryota, Metazoa, Arthropoda, Insecta, Lepidoptera, Nymphalidae.
AUGGAUGGUGAUUCUUCCCCGUUACCCAUGGAUCCCGGUGAUCCAAUGAAUACGGAUAUACAAUUAUCCUCUUCAGCCAACCAGGAAAUCCAAAACGUGUCGCGUAUGCGUCCUCUUCUCUCGCGUAUGCGUCGUUCCUCUUCCCCCGGACCACUGCCAAGUGUAGACGUGUAUACCGAUAGCUGGAGAUUAAAUAUUGCCGCGUUAAAUCACAGCGUCGGAUCAGUGUUGCGCGCGCCAGCGCCGUGUGUACACGCGCCCAAAGUGGUUCCCGGGUGUUUUAACCCCACGUUGUAUGGGUCGUCGUGA